AUGUACGUUGGCAUUGACCUGGGAACCUCGGGCGUGAAGGUGGCGCUGAUGGGGAUGGAUGGAAGCCUCAUCGACACGGCGACCGCCGGCUUGGCUGUGUCACGGCCCAAUCCCUUGUGGAACGAGCAGGACCCCGAGACAUGGUGGAUGGCAGCAAACAAGGCCAUGCUUAUUCUCAAACGCAAGCAUGACAUGAGCAAGGUUCUUGCUGUGGGGCUUUCAGGCCAAAUGCAUGGUGCCACGCUUUUGGACAAGAAGGGCCGAGUUCUCCGUCCCUGUAUUCUUUGGUGCGACGGCCGCUGUGCUCUUCAAUGCCGUGAACUUGAGAAGGCUGUACCACAUUCGAGAGAGACAACGGGCAAUCUCAUAAUGCCAGGCUUCACAGCAGGGAAGUUACUUUGGGUACGUCAAGAGGAGCCAGACAUAUUUGAGCAGGUUGAUAAGGUGCUUCUACCCAAAGACUACUUGCGAUUUCGAAUGACAGGCGACUUUGCUUCCGAGAUGUCUGAUUCUUCAGGAACCAUGUGGAUGGAUACGUCAAAGCGUGACUGGAACGAUGACCUCUUGCAUGCAUGCGGAUUGUCGCGUCAUCACAUGCCAAAGCUUUACGAAGGGAGUGAAGUCACGGGUCACUUGAAGCCCAUUGUUGCCAAGGCGUGGGGCAUGAGGGAAGUUCCUGUGGUGGGCGGUGGCGGCGACAAUGCAGCAGGAGCAGUUGGUGCAGGGUUGUACAAACCGGGUCAGGCGAUGCUUUCCCUUGGCACUUCCGGUGUCUACUUUAUUGUGUCUGACGGAUUCCGCCACAACACCAAAGAGGCGGUGCAUAGCUUUUGUCAUGCGCUUCCUAACUCUUGGCACUUGAUGUCGGUUAUCCUCAGUGCGGCAUCAUGCUUGGAUUGGGCGGCAAAUUUAACGGGAUGUAAAAACGUUGCUGAGUUUGUCGCCAAUGCCGAAAAGGCUCAGGGAUUCGAUGUGACACCUGUUUGGUUUCUCCCAUAUCUUGCUGGUGAUCGGACACCACAUAAUAAUGCAGAUGCCAAAGGUGUUUUUUUUGGCUUGACAGCUCAGCAUGGUCGAUCUGAGGUGGCACGUGCAGUUUUGGAGGGCGUGAGCUUCGCUCUUGCACAGGGAAUGGACGCAGUGCACCGCUGCAACGUAAGGCCUACAAACAUUACACUGAUAGGUGGUGGAUCACGCAGUGCAUUCUGGCGCCAGAUGCUGGCAGAUGUCACGGGGCAACCGCUGGACUUUUGUAGUGGCGCUGACGUGGGGCCUGCGCUGGGAGCUGCUCGUUUAGCUCAGAUGGCUAUGGAGCAGCGCCCCAUCGAGGAACUUUUACCCCACUUGCCGCUUGUAAAAACACACCACCCCGACAUGGGGCAACACAAGAUCUACUUGAGGCGGCGGAAGAUCUUCGCAGAGCUUUACAAACGCCUGGAGCCGCUUAUGGUCUCUAAGUUGUGA
Molecule: messenger RNA, 1464 nt
Organism: Trypanosoma rangeli
Lineage: Eukaryota; Euglenozoa; Kinetoplastea; Trypanosomatida; Trypanosomatidae
Product: putative xylulokinase
Exons: 1
Coding region: 1-1464 (487 amino acids)
Biological process (GO): xylulose metabolic process
Molecular function (GO): D-xylulokinase activity
Source: RefSeq, a predicted model, not a curated record